GUCCAGUCACUAUCUCCUCCUCUCUCCCCUUGCCCAGUCACUAUCUCCUCCUCUCUCCCUUCGCCUAGUCACUCUCUCCUGGGCCACCGCUCUAGGACUGUUCUCCCUCUUCUGUGGUGCUUAGAUCGUUUUUGGUCCCUUUUCGGUUCUUUUUGGAUCCUGUUCCAGUUGGAUCCUUCAGUCAUCAUGAUACCCUCUCCGCCGUUGUUCCUGCUGCUGCUCGGCCUCAUGGGAGCUCACGCCACCGCACCCGGGUCCAUGGAACUCCGCACCGCCGCCGCCAUGGGUAAGAUCCUCCUGACCUCUAACCCUGACCCAUAAUCUAAAACCUAAACACUAAUCGUAACCCUUAACCUCUUACCUUUAGUUAUAACCCAUAUUACCUCCACAAUGGGUCAAGAAUCAUGAUCCACUGACUUGGACUCUUAUCCCAACUCUAACCCCUAACCCAUUAUUCCUAACCCCAGCUUGCCCCAGACCCCAAAUGGUGCAGUCACUUAGCCUCAGAGCCCCCUAAACAACCUGGUACCCUUUCCUAACCUCUGCAUCUCUCCAUCUUUCGGUCUUUCCUUUUCCCUGACAGUGUCUGCUGUGUAGAGUGGAACAGCCCGAGUAGGUUCUAGAGAGACAUUAUACAGCUGCUGGGUGUAACAAGAAUCACACAGAGAGAUCUGUAUCAAUGGUUCUUGGUGGUCCAGGGUGGUGCUGGGUCUAAGCUCUUUAGGGCAGAGAGACGCAUAGAGACGCAUAGAGGUGAAUAGAGUACUAGCUGUAUAAUGAUGUGGCUGGAUACUGACUCCAAUUGAGUCAGUCAGUGAACAUUGAAUGGAUGUUAUAGUUUCAAAGUAUUUGUUUUUGGGUUAGUAUAGCUUAUUAAGAGUUGGUUGCUAGUUUGGAAGUGUCAGUGUGCUUGAAAGGUUGGUGUUGGUGUAAGUAUUGUAAUUAAGUGUUAAUUUAGGUGUUCAAGUGUGUGUGUGUGGUUGUGGUUGUGUGUGUGUGUGUGUGUGUGUUUGUGGGAUGUUAGAGGAGGUACAGUAUAAACUGCUGCAGUGAGGGAACGAUAGAGGUGAAGGGGGAGAAAGGAGAUCAGUGAUGUUGCAUAAACAUAGAGUAUGAAAGAUCACAUACAGCUACACUCUUCUGCCUUUCUCUCUCUCCCUCGUUCUCUAUCUCUCUCUCCUCGUCUCUCCCCUCGUUCUCUACUGCCUCUCUCUCUCUCCCUCGUUCUCUUCUGCCUCUCUCUCUACUGCCUCUCUCUCCCUCGUUCUCUACUGCCUCUCUCUCUCUCCCUCUCUCUCUCCUCCUCACUGCUCUACUCUCUCUCUCUCUCCCUGUUCUCUCUCUCUACUCCUCGCUCUCUCUCUCUCCCUCGUUCUCUACUGCCUCUCUCUCCUCUUCCCUCGUUCUCUACUCUCUCUCUCUCUCUCUCUCCUUCUCCUCUCUUCUCCUCUUACUGCCUCUCUCUUCUCCCUCGUUCUCUACUGCCUCUCUCUCUCUCCCUCGUUCUCUACUGCCCUCUCUCUCUCUCUCCUCCUCUCCUACUGCCUCUCUCUCCUCGCUCCUGCCUCUUCUCUCCCUGCUCUACUCCUCUCUCUCUCCCUCUCUCUACUCUCCUCUCUCUCUCUCUCCCUCUCUCUACUGCCCUCUCUCUCCUCUCCCUCUUCUUCUCUCGCCUCUCUUCUGCUCUCUCUUCUCUACUGCCUCUCUCUCUCUCCCUCGUCUCUACCUCUCCUCUCUCUCUCUCCCUCGUUCUCUACUGCCCUCUCUCUCUCCCUCCUCUCUACUCUCUCUCUUACUGCCCUCUCUCUCUGCCUCUCUCCCCUCUCUCUACUCCUCCUCUCUCUCUCCCUCUCUCUUCUCUCCUGUCUCCUGCCCCUCUCUCUCCCUCGUUCUCUACUGCUCUCUCUCUCUCCCUCGUUCUCUACUGCCUCUCUCUCUCUCCCUCGUUCUCUACUGCCUCCUCCUCUCUCUCUCUCUCUCCUCUACUGCUCUCUCUCUCUCCCUCGUUCUCUACUGCCUCUCUCUCUCUCCCUCGUUCUCUACUGCCUCUCUCUCUCCCUCGUCUCUGCUCUCUCUUCCUUUUUACUCUCUCUCUCCUCUCUCCCUCUCUCUCUACUGCUCUCUCUCUCUCUCCCUCGUUCUCUACUGCUCCUCUCUCUCUCCCUCGUUUUCUCUACUGCUCUCUCUCUCUCCCUCGUUCUCUUCUCCUCUCUUCUCUCGUUCUCUCGUUCUCUACUGCCUCUCUCUCUCCCUCGUCUCUCUACUGCCUCUCUCUCUCUCCCUCUUCUCUACUCUACUGCUCUCUCUCUCCUCCCUCUCUCCUCUUCUCUACUGCCUUCUUCUCUCUCUCUCCCUCGUUCUCUUACUGCCUCUUUCCCCUCCCUUGAUUUGCUCCUCCCUCUUACUGUUCUCCUCCCUCCUUGCAUCCUCAUACCUGGUUCUCACUCCCCCUUCCUUUCUCAUCCCCCCCUCUCCACUCUUUCUCACUCCCCCUCCACUCUUCUCACUCCCCCCCUCCCACUCUUUCACUCCCCCUCUCCACUCUUUCACUCCCCUCUCCACUCUUUGCAUCCCCCCCUCCACUCUUCUACCUCACCCCCCGCUCCACUCUUCUCACUCCCCCUCUCCCUCUUUCUCACUCCCCCUCCCUCUUCCCUCACUCCUUUUCACUCCCCCCCCUCCACUCUUCUCAUCCCCCUCUCCACCUCUCAUCCCACCACUUCCUCACUCCCCCUCUCCACUCUUUCUCACUCCCCUCUCCACUCUUUCACUCCCCUCCCCCUCCACCACUCUUUCACUCCCCCCCCCCCCUCACUCUUCUCACUCCCCCCCUCCACUCUUCUCACUCCCCCUCCCCUCCUUCUCACUCCCCCUCCACUCUUUCUACUUCCCCUCCCCCACUCUUUCACUCCCCCUCUCCACUCUUUCACUCCCCCUCUCCACUCUUUCUCACUUCUCCCUCUCUUCCUCUCCUCCACCUCUACAGAUCCCUCCUCUCGCAAUUGAAUGCAAAGAGAAUAUGGACAGCAGAAUUGACCAGCCAUUGAAGAUUUUCUCAAUAUGAAUUUGAAUAAUAGUAAUCAUUGUCACUAAUAAUAAUCAAUCUCUCGCUAUCUCUCUCUUUUUCUCUCUCUCCCUCCAACCCCCCCCCCCCCCACCCCUUCCCCAGCGGCAGGUCUGUGUAACACUCGCCCUACAGACCUGGUGUUCAUCGUGGACAGCAGUAGGAGCGUGCGUCCAUCAGAGUUCGAGCAGGUCAAGGUGUUCCUGGCCAAGGUCAUCGAGGGACUGGACGUUGGACCUGAUGCCACACGGGUCGGAGUGGUCAACUAUGCCAGCCGCGUCAAGAACGAGGUGUGUGUGUAUGUUUGAGUGGUGAGAUGUACAAUUUUAAUGGUCUCCAUAACUGUCCUUACAUUCACUGAUGUCCACACGUUCUGUAUGAUGCCCCCUUCUACGUACUACAUCACAGCCAUGUUGUCCCCAAAAGUUCCAAGAUAAUGUAUUCUAUCUAGGAUGCACUCACACACACACCUAACUCUUGUCUCUCUCCAGCUGUCUCUGAAGACCCAUAAGACCAAGGCAGGUCUGGUAAAGGCUGUGACUAAGAUCGAGCCCCUGUCCACUGGCACCAUGACCGGCCUUGCCAUCCAGUUCGCCCUCAACGUAGCUUUUAGCGAGGCAGAGGGCGCCCGCGUCAAGUCCCCAGACAUCAGCAAGGUAGGUCAGAUGCACACCAGACCUGGGUUCAAAUCCUAUCUGAAAUCUUUCAAAUACUUACAUUUGCUUUAGGCAGCCUGUAGUGCCAGAUGGGUGGGGUUUACACUUUUGGGACUUUUCUAUUUGGUCCAUUGCAACAGGCAAGCUCAAUCAAGCACCUUGGCCUUUACUCACCCUUUAUCACCAUUUUGUGUCUCAGCGACCGGCUGCUGUUGUGUGACCUAACCUGGUUCCUAUUAACCAACUAGUCUAUCCAACUAAUGUCGUAUCGUUUCCAUAUCUCCUCCAGGUAGCCAUCAUCGUGACAGACGGUCGUCCCCAGGACAACGUCAAGGAUGUGGCGGCACGUGCCCGGGACGCGGGUAUCGAGCUAUACGCCAUCGGCGUAGGGCGCGUAGACCUGAAUACGCUGAAGCAGAUCGCCAGCGAGCAGUUGGACGACCACGUGGACUACGUAGAGAGCUACUCAGUCAUCGAGAAACUCACCAAGAAGUUCCAAGAGGCUUUCUGUGGUGAGAUAGGGAGGGAGAAAGAGGGAAGGACAGGAAGGACAUAGAAGAGGGGGAGGAAGAGGGAAUGAAAGAGAGGGUAAUAAUAAGAUGGCCAUGCUAGAAAAGACUAACAUUGCAAUAUGGUCUGAUCUGUUGCUGAUAAGUGGGCUGUUCUAGUGUGGCCUAUUGACAAGGGAGGGAAGGUGGGGAAAAAUAAGGAAAGGGAGGAUGUGUGUGACGGAGGGAGGGAGGGGAAUUGGAGAGGAGUCUUCGCAAUCAUCAUCCUUGUCUUCAUCCUCACCAAAGGAGUUGGUGGGUGUGGCUAGGGUAAGGUGUCAAUCUUCAGUAACUCCUCCCCCUCUGAGGGGUGAGACUGAAGCUUCUGAUUAGUGUUCCACUAGUGUUAAUCAAAUCAAACCUCCAAUCAGCUCUAGCCUUGGCUGGGCCCAGUUGCUAGCUGUUUUAAUGGCCCUUCAUGUUGGAUAACCCUCCCAGGGGUGGAGCUGCAUGUAAACAGGGAUGGCUUCCUAUUGGACGAGCCUAUACCUGACAGUGACAUCAUUUGGAAACAACCAAUUACCUUUUCUAAUUCCAAUUUCCACAUUUAUUUUAAAUUGGGACAAUAAAACUAUUUGGUCUACAGGUCUAAAGCAGGUACAAAUCUCUCCAAUCUCUCCCACCCCUGUCUCUUUAAAGAUCCACUGUCUUCUACAACAAACAACAGAUUCCAGUAGAUCCUACCGGAUUUCUUUUAAAUCAUUAGAUCUCAGUGGAUCCUUAAAAUCAACUGUAGAUUUCCUCCAGUUUUCAAACUGACAUAGUGUUAUUCUGUCCCCUAACCCCCACCACCCCACCCCUGUGUGUGUGUGUCUGCCUGUGUGCUUGUAUGUGUGCCUGCGUGUGUCUGUGUGUGUGUGUACCUGUGUGUGUGUGUGUGUGUGUGUGUAUGUGCGUGCGUGCGUACCUGUGUGUGUGUUUGUUCCCUCCUGUGUAUGUGUGUCUGUGCAUGCCUAAACACAGUGGCAGACCUGUGUGCCAGUGGAGAUCAUGACUGUCAGCAGGUAUGCAUCAGCGCACCAGGGUCAUUCAAGUGUGCCUGCAAGGAGGGCUUCAGUCUACUGGAGGAUGGCAAAAGCUGCAGUGGUGAGUGUGUGUGUGUGAGAGAGUAAGUAUGUGUGUGUGUGUGUGUAUGUGAGAGUGAGUGUGAGAGAGAAUUAUAGAAUGUAUGAGUAUUGUAGAAUUUGAGUGUGAUGUGUAAACACCCCCAUCUGCCCCUCCCAGCCUGCAGUAAUGCCGCCACAGAUGUGGUGUUCCUAAUCGAUGGUUCUAAGAGCGUGCGUCCAGAGAACUUUGAGCUGGUCAAGAAGUGGAUCAACCAGAUCGUAGACAAACUGGACGUCUCCGAGACCAAGGCUCAUGUUGGACUGGUCCAGUACUCCAGCUCUGUCAAACAGGUGUGUGUGUGUGUUUUUUAAUAACAUGAGAUUACAUGGUGAGGUUCACUAUUUAUUUAUUUAUUUAUUAUUGUGAGAAACCUUUGACUAACUGUGAUAACUCACAACCUCCCCACCCUCCUCCUCUUCCUCCUCCUCCCGUCUCAGGAGUUCCCUCUGGGUCGUUACAACAACAAGAAGGACCUGAAGGACGCGGUGAAGAAGAUGGCCUACAUGGAGAGGGGGACCAUGACAGGCCAGGCCCUGCGCUUCCUGACAGACAGCAGCUUUGCACCAGCCGGUGGGGCACGGCCCGGGGUCGCCAAGGUCGGCAUCGUGUUCACCGAUGGACGCAGCCAGGACUACAUCGGAGACGCCGCCAAGAAGGCCAAGGAGCAAGGUGAGGGAGGGAAGGAGGGAGAGUGUUUAAGUGUGUGUGAAAGGAUGUGUGAAUGCAUGUGUAGUGAUCUCCAAGGGUCAGUCAUGUUUAUUUUAUAACGUUUUACUGUGGAUCCACUCUGCAUGAGGUAUUAAAGUGUUUGUAUCUGUCUCUAAUCAUGGUCUUUCUAACAUCCCCCCCCCCCUCCCUCCCUCCCCCUCUUGCUCUCCCUCUCGCUCUCUCCCCCUCACUCUCUCCCCCUCUCUCUCCCCCCUCUCUCCCCCUCCCCCACUCACUCUCUCUCCCCCUUCUCUCUCUCCCCCUCACUCAAUUCAAUUUAAGGAGCUUAAUUGGCAUAGGAAACAUAUGUUUACAUUGCCAAAGCAAGUGAAAUAGAUAAUAAACACAAGUGAAAUAAACAAUAAAAAAUUAACAGUAAACAUUACACUCACAAAAGUUCCAAAAGAAUAAAGACAUUUCAAAUGUCAUAUUAUGUCUAUAUACAGUGUUGUAAUGAUAUGCAAAUAGCUAAAGUACAAAAGGGAAAAUAAAUAAACAUAAAUAAGGGUUGUAUUUACAAUGGUGUUUGUUCUUCACUGGUUGCCCUUUUUUUGUUGCAACAGGUCACAAAUCUUGCUGCUGUGAUUGCACACUGUGUGGUAUUUCACCCAAUUGAUAUGGGAGUUUAUCACUUGCUUAGGGGACUCUUUUCCAGAUUCAUUUCUCUGUAGGUGAUGGCUUUGUUAUGGAAGGUUUGGGAAUCACUUCCUUUUAGUUGGUUGUAGAAUUUUAACGGCUCUUUUCUGGAUUUUAAUAAUUAGCGGGUAUCGGCCUAAUUCUGCUCUGCAUGCAUUAUUUGGUGUUCUAAGUUGUACACUGAGGAUAUUUUUGCAGAAUUCUGCAUGCAGAGUCUCAAUUUGGUGUUUGUACCAUUUUGUGAAUUCUUGGUUGUUGAGCGGACCCCAGACCUCACAACCACAAAGGGAAAUGGGUUCUAUAACUGAUUCAAGUAUUUUUUGCCAGAUCAUAAUUGGUAUGUCGAAUUUUAUGUUCCUUUUGAUGGCAUAGAAGGCCCUUCUUGCCUUGUCUCUCACUCACUCCCCCCUCUCUCUCCUCCCCCCCACUCCCCCUCUCUCUCUCCCCCCCUCCCCCUCUCUCUCUCUAGGUUUUAAGAUGUAUGCUGUGGGCGUGGGUAAUGCUGUAGAGGAUGAGUUGAGGGAGAUAGCAUCAGAGCCAACAGGAGAACACUACUUCUACACCGCAGACUUCAAAGCCAUGACGGCCAUCGCUAAGAAGCUGCAGAUCAACAUCUGUCAAGGUCCGAAACACACACACACACACACACCCACACACAUUCACACACACACACACAGCUGUUUGAGAGAGCUGGAGUACUGGACCAGUCUAACGUGAGCCUUGGUCUCUGAGACAUCCAGUUUUUCUAUGAUCUGAUUGAUCCACUUCUUGACCAGCUGCAAGGUUCUCUGGAUGCACGAUCAGGAACACCACGUCUGUGGCGGCCUUACUGCAGGCUGGGGGGACAAGGGAGGAUGAGGGGUGUUAAACACAAACACAUCACACUCAAAACUCUGCACUACACAUAUAUUUAAUCAUUUACUCACUCACUCACUCACACACACCCACAGAAUGUCUUUCCUGCUCAUAAAGUAAAUCUCCACUACCUUGUGUGACUAUGCUGUCUGUCUUUAUAGAGGAGGAUGCAUGUGAAUGUGACUUUAUGCUGUCUGUCUUUACAGAGGAGGACCCAUGUGAAUGUGACUCUGUCGUUAAGUUCCAGAAAAAAGUAGAAGAAGCCUUACAGGCACUAACGAAAAAACAUAUCCUUUACAAGAGUGUGAGAGUAUGGUAAAGGUGUUGUGUGACCACUGUGUGUUACAUCUGUCUUGCUGUGGUUUCCUUGACUCUGAUUUCACUGGAGGGCGUGUUGAAGAGGAUUACUGCACUGGAGAACAAGAUCGUCUGA
Messenger RNA from Coregonus sp. 'balchen', 8007 nucleotides. NCBI's taxonomy places the organism in Eukaryota, Metazoa, Chordata, Actinopteri, Salmoniformes, Salmonidae. The record is from the annotation of a GenBank genome assembly.